UACUGACUAACUCUGGCCUCUUUUCCCUACACAAGCAUUUUUCAUCUCUAACUUUUACUACUUUUGGUGAGCUCGGGGCCGUGCGCUCGUAGGGCCAGAGGAAAUCCUGUGCUAAUUCAGCAAACUGCAAAGUCUACGGCUGCAAAAACAACAAGAUCUACAAGUUUUACCCACCAGAUCUACGUUUUGGGAAGCAACAAUACUUACAAAGGAGAUACUUGCACUGGCAAAAUGAUGGAAGAAGUGAAGGAGGGGUCUGUCCUGAGUGUCCACGCUGACGGUAUCAAAGUGAGCGAGGUGGUGAAAGAGGGAGACAACCUCACAUUCAUAAUCAUAUCACAGAAGCUCUCUGGGACAGGGGAGUACCAUGUCGCUCGCACAUAUGACGACUUCGACUGGCUCCAGCAGCACCUGUUCUGUCAGGAGGACGUGCCCGGGAUACAGGGAGUCAUAUUCCCUCCUCUUCCAGCCAAAGCUCAGGUGAAUGGUUCAGCUAAAGUCCUCAAACAGCUUGGGAUUCUGGCUUUGGGAGACUGGAAACCCUACGGUGCUGCACUGGAACGCUUUCUCCAGCAGGUGGCGUCUCACAGCGUCCUGAGCAAAAACAAGGCAGUGGAGGAUUUCCUCACCAGCACAGAGCCUCCGGGUCGACAGAAGACCAAGAAGAACAUAUUUAACCGUCUGAGCCAAGCUGUGGAGGAGAUGAGGAAAGAGGGACACAAAGAUGUGGAGGAGUUUUUCCAAAACGAGCGAGACUUGAACCACACUUUGACCAACUCCACCAAACUUGUAGCAGAGAAAUUCCUUGAUGUGGUGCAAACGGAACAAAAAAUCUCUGUAGCCUGUGGACACUUCUCGGCGGCGCUGCAGAUGUGUGUGGAGUCAGAAGAAGACCCGGAUAAACAAGCUUUCUCCAGGGUUUGUAAAAAUCUGUCUGAAGUCUUCAGCUCUAUGGGGAAGCACAUGGGGAGUGUGGCAGAAAACAACAUGAACACUUUGGGUCUGGGGUUGGACCUGGAGUCUCGAUACCAAGAAGCUGAAAAGGAAAUGCUCUUCCGUAGAACGUGCAAACUGGUGGAGUUAGAAACGGCCAAAAGGAACGCAGAGAAGGCCAAGCCCGUGAAGAAACCUGUGAUGGAGGAGGUGAAGAAAACUACAGAGGGAGAGUUUAAUCAGAUCAGUGUGAUGGCUAAACAGGAGAUUAAACACUUCAAACAGGCCCGUGUGCAGAUGCUGCAGCAGGCUCUGGUUCUGUGGUGUGAGAAACAGCUCGUCACGGCCAGAAAAAACACAGAGCAACUCAACCUGCAUCUGGAGACGGUCAGAGGGAUGGCCUAGAAAACCACAGUGUCCUCUAACUGGUCCUACCCUCUACAACCCCAGCCCAGCCAGCCAACUACCCAUAUUUUUCAGACUAUAAGUCGCACCAGCCAAAAAAUACAUAAUGAAGAAGAAAAAUACAUAUAUUAGUAGCACUGGACUAUAAGUUGCACUUUUUGGGGAAAUGCAUUUUAUAAAAUCAGAGACCAGGAACAACAUUUCAUCUUGAAAGUCAAGUUCUAGUAAUAACAAUAGAAGAGAGAACAACAGACUGUUAACAUCACAUAUGAACAGUUCUUCAGAUAAACUAUAACAUAAACAACAGAACAGAACUAUUUUACCAAACUCUCCAUCUCACUCCAAAUCACUAAAUCCAUUCAAUUCUUCAUCCUCGGUGUCACUUCUGAGCAACUCCAGAGGUAAACAGAGCGCCGCUUCCUCUUCUGUGUCGCUGUCGUCAGACUCAGCAUCAGUUCCAGUUAGAAUUAUUCCGGUCUUUCUGAAUCCUGACAGGAUGGUUUUGGUGUCACUGAAGUCCAGCCUUUGUCCAUCCAUCCAGUGACUUCAGGAAAGUUUCAUAGCUCACCCUCCCGGUUCCUGUGAACCAGUGUUCUCCAUCCCCACUUUUCGCCAGUCCCUCAAAAGUUUCUCGCUCACUCCAAACUUUCUUUCUGCUGCUCGAUUACUGUUUUCGGCCGCAGAUUUCACUUGCAGCAGGAUAACGGCUUUUUCUGUAGGAGACAUGCGCAGUAGAGUGCGAAGUAACAGUGGUACAGUAGCAGCAGACACUAACACACAAGACUAGAGCCUCUCGUGGUUGUCAGUGUGAAAAUUUUAAUAUAUAAGUCGCACCAGAGUAUAAGUCACAGGAAACACCCAAACCAUGAAAAAAGUGCCACUUAUAGUCCGAAAAAUACAGUAACCACUUACCCUUUCCUAUUUAAACAUGUAUGGAGCACAACAGCCUGAAGUCUGGUUCCAAAAGGACAUUUCCGAUUCAAUUUUCUGUAGAGUUUUCAAAUAAAUACAAAUAUUAAGAGUUAAAAGGUCCUAUAUUACAUAAAAUUUACUCUUGUGAAGCUUUAAGUCAUUUUAUAAAGUUGUUACCUCUUCCAAAACAUA
Molecule: messenger RNA, 2442 nt
Organism: Boleophthalmus pectinirostris (great blue-spotted mudskipper)
Lineage: Eukaryota; Metazoa; Chordata; Actinopteri; Gobiiformes; Gobiidae
Molecular function (GO): phosphatidylinositol binding
Source: RefSeq, a predicted model, not a curated record